AUGGCCGACUUUCCACUCCCAAUCUCAGAGGCCUUUCUAGGUACACUCGACAAUCCUGCAAUCUCCCAGUCAUAUAGAAAGGCCGUUAUUCGCCCAACCCCGACAAGCUUCACCGUCUCUCUCUAUCCACCCCGCAAACAAGGCACAAACUAUCAUUAUGGGAUGCGAAUUAUACCCACAGAUGUACCCACAAGCCCUGUAGAGUCUAGCGCAAAGUCGGUGCGCUCGACCAAGUCUUCCAAGUACAAGGAAUACGACAUAUUCCGCCGUUGGGAUGACUGUCUAGACUUUCAGCGCACGCUCGAGGGCGAAUAUCAGUUCAUCGCCCAGCGACGACGAAAGGGUCAGCCUGCUUUGGAUCACCAUGCCAAAAACACCCUUUACCCAGCUCAACGGGCCGCCUCUUUUGACUCUCUACCGGCCGGCCCUGAUCCCAGUUCGAUCGCUCUCGACGUGCACGAGUACAUUCCCAAGUUGACCAAAAAGUCCAAUCUCUUUCGUGCCAAUCACAGCACCGUCUCUCAACGCGGUGAAGAGUUCAAGGCAAUGAUCAACGCGUUGCUCGACGAGGACGCCCACUCGACCAUUCGCGAGUUGCGGACGGUACCUAUUGUCCGGGACUUUUUUGCCUUAUGGCGAAGGGACAAGGAAGCCGAGCGCAGGAGCGCAAAGACAGCCUCCAUUACCUCUCCGCCUUUACCCGGGGCCCCAACUGCACCCACCGUCGUGCCUGUGGUCAAUACUCCCCCGCCGCCGGCCCCCGUACUCGCUCCCAAGUCGGGUCCAGCGCAGUCGACUCCUCAAAGAUCACCGACAUUGAACCAUUUAGCAGAUUUCCUGCACACCCCGGUCACUUCAGUUCCGAAAUCACCCAAGCCUGCAGGAAGGAAUUCAUAUGCGACUCCACGCGGUAACAUACGACCGAGCACGGCAAAUGUCGAAUUAUAUCCAUCCAACAGACCACCGGCAUCCCUAUUCUUGGCAACCUCUGACGCCGCUCCUGGACCAUCCACACCUGCAGUUAAUGCGGCCAACUCGAUACCCGCGGCAGCUUCGCGGUUUUCCCGAAGUCAAACGCUACCCGUCCCUAAUCAGCCUGUAGAUCCAUUGGAUCCUGUUUCCGAUGCGGGACUCCGCGCACGAGAGGGAUUAAUGCUACGCCCCUUGGCUAGGGAAGAUCCAUCGUCACAAUGGGGAGGAUUAUCUCGUCCCCCACUUCGAAAGGGGUCCAGUCCAGAGCUUGCGAGACCAUCGACGGCAACCGGAGGAGAGCGGGCGAGAACUCGGGACUAUGCUUCCCCGCAUCGGCUUCAGGACAACUGGCAAGGUUUCAGCGGUGGAGGGUUGCAACCAAUGCCCAUUCAUCGUCUUGCACAAAGACAACCCUCGCUGCCAGGGUUGCCUCGAAAAGCCACGCUAAGGGAGAGUCCCUCUGUCGAAGGCGGACUUGCGGGGGAUGCUCUCAAGCCACUUACAUCGUUUCCAUUUGAUCAUCCUCCCGAGUCGCCUGGCUCACCUGGUGUCGCUGUUCCGGCGGCUGGUCGAAGGAGACUCGACUCGUUGGCUGUGUUGGACCCAGAGAUGUAUCAAACCCUGGCCUCUCAAGGUCAGGCUAUGCAAUCGUCACCAUCACUAUUGCAAUUUGGACGGUCCCCGUCUAUCGGUCAUGACACUUCUCAGGUCAUCCCACGCGCCCGCAAGACACCCCCCAUCCAGGACAGCGGAAACAGGAGUGCGCGUUUCUUCGUAGAUGAUCCAAAUGGAAAUCUUCUCGUUGAUGUCGCCAAUGGACCGCCUCCUCGGUCUCCCAUCUCGGCGGGCAUGGGCUCACUCACGUUGGACCCCGAAAUGGGCCGGGUGCGCAAAAAUUCGACACAUUCUCAUGAGAGUGACGAGGGCCAAUUUGGGCAAAUCGCAAGAGAGAGGUCGGUUCAGAAUACGCGCCUUAUUGGCCGACCACCGCCUGGGAAACAACCAAUAAUGCGUCCGCCUCCCACCGCGCCACUUCCGCCAACGAAUGCGAACGUGGACCUAAGAUCAGGACGGAGUGCAGAGGAGCGCGCGUAUAACCUGUCCAUCAUCUCGGGAGCGUCUAUUCCCACCCUCUCGUCGAAUGCCAGCUCCUCGUCCUUCUCUCAGGCCUCGCCGCUUUCUCCUACGGCAAUGCCCGCCUCUCGCUUUCGGUCACGAGCGUCGAUGAGCUCAUUGGGAGAUCAGCAGCAGCGUCGCUUGUCGCUCGAUUCGCUCAUGAUGAGUGAUGUCGAAUUGCCGUACCUGUCGAGGAACCUAUCCAACACCCAAAAUCACUAUUCGCUUAAGAAUAAGUCGUCGGAUGCCGUAUUUGCAGCGCAUAAUGCUGUCAACGGGAAUGGACCAGCCUCGGCUACGCCUACACCACGAACGUUUGGAGCUGCAAAUAUUGCAAUCGGUGUGGGUGGCGGACGAGGGUCGUAUUCGAGCCAGGAUACGGAUAGUACUGGGCUAAACGAGGACUCGGGUGCUCUAUCAUCCGCAUCAUCCAUCCACGCGCCCGCACCUUCGCGUCUGCAUCCACCCACCAAGGCCAUCAUUGUCUCCAAGACGACCCCUCCGCCUCCUCGCCCACCAAGAUCCGCGCUUCGCAAUUCGAGCCAGUUUGCUACGGGUGUGUUGCAGCGAUUGGAAGAGACGAGCAAUGGCGAUUCGAGUGGCUCGCGUCCGCAGACUCCUUUCAACAAUUUGCACAAGCAAGAGUCGCAUGAGUUUAUCGAUAGCUAUUUCCUGACGCCGCAACUUCAGCCCACGACGCUUGACCCACCUGUCGCGCCGUUUGCGAUGAGCAACAGGAAUACGCGCGACUCGAACAUGUCGACGUUUUCCAAUAUUGCACAGUAUUACCAAUCGCUUCCUGAACGGCCAUACGUCCCAGGUGUGCCAGCACAGGAACGACCGGGUGCUGCGGAUCAUCCUCCAAGCGACUUUGAGGCCAUGUCUCUGCCGCCCACGCCAUUUUCGACCACAUUUUUGGAUUUGACGGCGCACAACAACGUGCCUACUCUGGCCCCACGCACGUCGUCGCAAACUGUUUCGGGAAUGGUCCCCAUCAAGGCCGUUCACGCGCAGUCGGAGACGAUUGUGCUCUUCAAGAUUACCAAGGGGGACACAUCUCUUAGCGACUUGCGUGCCAAGACUCUGCGCAAGCUCCGCGAGGCGGGUAUCCCGGGCGAAAGCCUGGAAAGCGUUUCGCUCAAGUAUCUCCCGUCAACUCGGAGUGGAGACUCGGCUCCGUUUGUUGGUCGGCAACGCUCCAUGUCCAUUGCGUCUGCGGCGGACAUUGCCCAAAUGGUGGACCUCGACAGCGAGGUUGAGUGGCAAAAGGCGCUUGCGACGGCAAACCCCGCACAAAAAAUUCUUAUUCGCGUCAUUUAA
Messenger RNA from Serendipita indica DSM 11827, 3408 nucleotides. Lineage: Eukaryota; Fungi; Basidiomycota; Agaricomycetes; Sebacinales; Serendipitaceae. The record is from the annotation of a GenBank genome assembly.